Messenger RNA from Anopheles nili, 1392 nucleotides. RefSeq names its product tyrosine--tRNA ligase, mitochondrial (gene TyrRS-m). The transcript is spliced from 2 exons. The record is from RefSeq and is a predicted model, not a curated record. Gene Ontology annotation, cellular component: mitochondrion; cytosol. Gene Ontology annotation, biological process: tyrosyl-tRNA aminoacylation. Gene Ontology annotation, molecular function: tyrosine-tRNA ligase activity; ATP binding; RNA binding. The coding region runs from base 1 to 1392 and encodes 463 amino acids. NCBI's taxonomy places the organism in Eukaryota, Metazoa, Arthropoda, Insecta, Diptera, Culicidae.
AUGUUCGCCAGCGCGCGUGUAUUUAAGCAAAACGCUGCACUAAAAACAAUUUUUCAGUGUCAAGCACGAUGGUACUCAGAGAGAAACAUUUUGAAAUUGAAAGAACGUGGCUUCAUACAGGACGUCUUCCCAGCUGAAUCGAUUGACAAAGCCCGUUCGAAGCUGGGAUCUUCCAGCCAAACCUUGUAUGCCGGGUUUGACCCCACAGCCGACAGUCUGCAUGUGGGAAAUUUGUUGGUUAUUCUUGGCUUGUUACACACGCAGCGUGCCGGCCAUCAACCGAUAGCACUGGUUGGAGGAGCUACUGGAUUGAUAGGUGAUCCUUCGGGACGUAAAUCCGAGCGACAGCAGCUAGAAACAGCGACGGUGCAGCAUAAUGUGGAGUGCAUCAAGAAGCAGAUAGAGACCAUUUUUACCAACCACCAGCGCUUAUUUUGGGACAAAUCCGUUCCUCUCAAACCAGUGUUGGUCGUGAAUAACGCCGACUGGUAUCAGCAAUACAAUUUCGUGGAUUUUAUGGCCAACGUUGGGCGUCACUUUCGUAUGGGUGCCAUGUUAUCACGCUCGUCCGUGCAGAGCCGACUAAACAGUGAAUCCGGAAUGAGCUUUACCGAAUUUUCCUACCAACUGUUUCAGGCUUAUGAUUGGUUGCACUUGCUACGGCACCAUGACUGUCGUUUCCAGCUCGGUGGAUCAGACCAAAUGGGAAAUAUAAUGUCCGGCCAAGAGCUGAUCAGUCGGACAGAGUCGAAGGAGGUGUUUGGUUUAACGCUGCCCUUGAUUACUAACGAGGAGGGUGAUAAGUUUGGCAAAUCGGCAGGCAACGCCGUGUGGCUGGCAGAGGAACGCACAUCACCGUACGCAAUGUAUCAGUUCUUCGUUCGUACGCCCGACUCGGAAGUGGAAAAGUUGCUGCGACUGCUUACUUUUCUCCCAGUACAAACGAUAGAGCAGGUUAUGGCACGCCACCAAAGAACACCGGAGUUAUGGGAAGCGCAGAAACUGUUAGCCGAACAGCUGACAAAACUCGUGCACGGCGAAGAGGGAUUACACAAAGCAAAAGCUAUUAGCCAAGCUCUUUUCAAAGGGGACGUAUCUACUUUGGAGCAUCUUAACGUUAAAGACAUUUCGCAAAGCUUUGGUGGCGCACCGUUGUGUGAACUGCUUCCUGAACCUGGAAUGAACGUGCUGGAUUUGGCACUGCGUGCAAAAUGCUUUCCAAGCAAAUCGGAUGCCGUUCGAAUAAUCGGCGCCGGAGGAUUCACCAUAAAUUUUAAGAAAGCUAAAAAUCCUGCCGAGGUACUAGCGCCAUCCGUGCAUAUUCUCUCAAAUAAGUUAUCUCUGUUGAGAGUAGGCAAACGUAACUAUUAUAUCGUGAAGUGGUUGAUAUAG